CAGCGCUCAGUGAAGCUACCGCUGCCAGAUACCGGAAGGAUCGCAUCUCAUAACGGAGAAAUGUCGCGCCAGAAGAUAAAGUGUGCGGGGAGCUGCACUAAUGUGACUCAGCUGUGUAUAGGAGUCAUGAGGCUACUAAGUGCCCUGAUCGUGGUGGCUGCUGCCUGUCGCUUUGCUGAGGCCACACUGUCAAAGACUGAUUCAAAAAAGGCUUCUAUCAACUCAUCAGAAAAAAAGACCCGCUUGUCUGAUGUUCCAGUGCAGUCCCGAGGGGUGGUUUCCACUGACAUUAAAGCCAAAGAUAUUCUUCAGGAGCAUGGAAGUUACUGUGCUAAGAAAACCAAGGAACGUCACGUGUCUGGGGAUGUGCUGGGAUACGUCACACCGUGGAACAGCCAUGGCUAUGACAUGGCGAAAACGUUUGCAGCUAAAUUCACCCUAAUCUCUCCAGUCUGGUUGCAAAUCAAGAGAAGAGGCAGAGAGUCUUACCAGGUUACUGGGCUCCAUGACGUGGACCAAGGAUGGAUAAAGGACAUUAGGAAGAAUUCAAAGAGCACAAAGAUUGUGCCGCGCAUACUGUUUGAUGGGUGGUCUUACCAAGACUUUGAAAGCUUGUUCAGCAGUGAAGAUGAAGUUGAGGAACUUGCCAGUGUCCUGGUGCAGUCUGCCAAGGAUGAGCGCUUUGAUGGCUUUGUGGUGGAAGUUUGGAGUCAACUGGGUGGGCACAAAAGACAGGAGCUGGUUCACUUGCUGACACAUGUUGGAGAGGCUCUUCACCUUGCUAAGCUACAAUUCAUCCUGGUUAUUCCCCCAGCAGUUGCACCAGGCACUGACCAGCUGGGCAUGUUUGGGAAGAACGAAUUUGACUUAUUGGCUCCUUUUGUGGACAGCUUUAGUCUGAUGACCUAUGAUUACUCAAACCCACAAAGGCCGGGACCCAACUCCCCUAUUUCCUGGGUACAAGCUUGUGUCCAGCUUCUGGAUCCGGAGUCCAAAUGGAGAAAGAAAAUACUGCUUGGACUGCAUUUUUAUGGAAUGGAUUACUCAGCUCUUGGGGCAUCUGGAGAGGCCAUCCUUGGAAGCAGGUAUAUCGAGAUCCUGAAGGAAUAUAAGCCAAAGCUGUUGUGGGACCAGCAUAUAGCAGAGCAUUACCUGGAAUACAAAAAGAAUAAAGGAGGGAAGCAUGCUGUCUUCUACCCAACAUUAAAGUCCAUACAGGUUCGUUUGGACCUUGCAGACGAACUAGGCACAGGAAUAUCCAUCUGGGAGCUGGGUCAAGGCUUGGACUAUUUCUAUGACCUUCUAUGAUUGUAAGCAAGUUGAUUUACAGGUCGGGGCUUUUCUCAUUGAAAUAGGAGAUUUGUGUUUCUUUGUGAAGAUAGACAUUUUAGUCUUUGGGAGAUGGAUGAAACUCUACAAUUCCAAUGGGACUAAUGAAGGUUUGGGUAUAAAUUGUGAAAAUGGUCUAGAAGUUGAGUUAAACAAUCAGAUACACAUAUGGCUUACAAAUGAAGAUGUUGGUCUAUUUAAUACAUU
Messenger RNA from Spea bombifrons (plains spadefoot toad), 1536 nucleotides. It is a transcript of the gene CHID1, whose product is annotated as chitinase domain containing 1. The record is from RefSeq and is a predicted model, not a curated record. Lineage: Eukaryota; Metazoa; Chordata; Amphibia; Anura; Pelobatidae. The transcript is spliced from 13 exons. Gene Ontology annotation, biological process: carbohydrate metabolic process. Gene Ontology annotation, molecular function: chitin binding; oligosaccharide binding. The coding region runs from base 61 to 1308 and encodes 415 amino acids. Gene Ontology annotation, cellular component: extracellular region.